Molecule: messenger RNA, 3902 nt
Organism: Toxorhynchites rutilus septentrionalis
Lineage: Eukaryota; Metazoa; Arthropoda; Insecta; Diptera; Culicidae
Product: early growth response protein 1
Exons: 3
Coding region: 1321-3306 (661 amino acids)
Biological process (GO): regulation of transcription by RNA polymerase II
Cellular component (GO): nucleus
Molecular function (GO): DNA-binding transcription factor activity, RNA polymerase II-specific; RNA polymerase II cis-regulatory region sequence-specific DNA binding
Source: RefSeq, a predicted model, not a curated record
CUUAUUUUUCUUUGGAAAAAUUUGUGUUGGGAUGUAGUGCUCCCGUGGCUUAAUGGUUAUCGUCACACCUAACAUGCCGGGGGUUCGGGUUCGAUUCCCUCUGGUUGAUGUAAUUUUUCGUCAAACCAAGGAGCCAAAUUCUUAACUAUAUUUUAACUAGAAUAUAUUAACAUGUUUCCUUAAUUCUAUGGUUAAUAAAAUAGGAAACCGAUUACUCGCGGUCGACUCGAGAAGGGUAACACAUUUUCAUUAGGAAAAGGAUUAGAUGUAAGGAGAUUGUAACAAUGUUCACACUCAUACUCACAUUCUCAUUCACACUCACACUUCAGACUCAAUUCUUUAAAACUAUGCUUACAUCUAAUAUGUAUUACAAUUCAACAUAUUCUAAUGGAAGGGAACUGAUAGCUCCCAAUGAACGAAAAGGAGCGGCUCUAGGAACGUUAGUGCCAUUUAAGAAGAAGGAUCCGAAAUUAUAAUCAUUUGAUAUGCGAACAAAACCGGAAUGAAGCAUUUUCGCAUGUCAAUUAGAUUACAAUUAAAAUAAAAUCAAUAAUUAUACUUGCCACUCUCUCUGUGUAAUGAACACGGAAACUUUCUUCACGAUGAUCUAAUAUUCUAACAACAAACGAAGAAUUACCGGACAAAAUCAACGCAUCAAAACAACCAAUUCGCCGUGCACUUGAACAACCCAGCCAAUUAAUCUGCGGACAUCCCGUUCUCCCAUUCUGUUCUGCCUCAUCCCACCGCUGCUACCGAUCGUUUGUCACAACCGGCAACAAGAAUGAAACCAUCUCGUUCUGACAUACGUAACACUUCAUCAGUUUUCCCUUAUUUUCCAGCCCCCUUUCCACCACUAUCAUGAUCGUCAUCACACGUAACGAUCAUGCAUUGUGAUCGCGCACCAGCACCAGUAGUAGUAGUGUGCAUAUUAGAAAAUUUCAUCUCGCACGCCACAGUGGAUGACAGCGACGACAACGACUACGACAACGGCGGGAAGUACCUCUAAGGAAUGCGCGUGAAGAGAGGCCACAUGUGUGCACGCGAUCCUGCCGCUCAAGAUUGUCGCGCAACCCAACGCACGAUCUUUUGGUACUUUUGUUUUUGUCAUUCGCUUCAUGACGCCCGAUCCGUUAGGACGUGUUUUCCGAUUAGUCAUCUGGUUCUAUUUUUUGAACUUCUACUACUACACUAUACACAGUUUUCUUCCGCGAGUUCGCUUUUCCAUCAGAGCGCGCUUUGGCGGUGUCGUGUCGUUCAAGUUCUCGGUGAAGUUCGCGCUUGUUUUGUGAUGUGCUGAAAGGGCUUAGACCGCAAACAAACAUGUUCGUUACCGGCCAAGUGAAUGGUGCCCCCCAGUUUGACAUUUCCAAAAGUAUCGAUAUCAGUGUUCCAAUCGCGAACUUCAGCAACAUGUCGUUGCUAACCCCGACCACACCCGGCAAUCUGAAGGAUUCGGUGUAUUUCGGCGAAAGCUGCCCCAGCUCGAAACCAUAUUACGCUGAUAAACUCAAGUGUUCGUUUUCACCGGCUUCCUCGAGUCACUCCUCGUUCGAUGAUAACAACGGUGAGUUUGUGAAUGAGUUUUCCGGAAUGAUGAAAGGAGAUGCGGACACGUCCGAUGAAAUGUACACCAAUUACCACCAGCAGCCGUGCAUGAUGCAACAGAAAACAGAGGAUCUCUAUUUCAAAUUCGAUCCGGAAUACAUCGAGAAGCUUCAGUCGUCUGUGUGUAUGUCUCCAGCGACCACGAUUGCCACACCCCUAACCUGCAAUAGCGUUAUGAACUCGGAGUAUUACAAUUUCAACGAUAUCAACUGUCAGUCGAAAAAUCAGAGUCCGUGUUCUUCACCGCCGCUCGAUCCAUGGAUUACAUCAUCACUCUCGAUGAAUUUCGGCAACAGUCUUCCGGUCACGAAACCAUCCAAUUCCCCCAAGCACAGUAACGUGGAAGAAGCGCACCCGGCUCUGCAGCAAUUACCAUCGAUCAAGUCCGCCUUUGGUAACUCGAUCCAGUUUGAUGAUACCUCCAAGAACUACUCCCAGACAAGCUAUAUGAUUGAUUAUUUCGACACGAGUUUCCUCGAUCAGUUCAAUCAACACGUUGACGUCAGUAACAAUGCCGCGGCCGAGAGCACCCACAGUGGGGACGCCUACCAGCAUCUGGAAGAAAACUACAACAACAGCUCGGAGCUUGCGAAGAAACCAAAUCGUGAGUUCAAAGAUAUUUGGCACCAGAACCAGGAAUCCGAACCGCAGAUUUCCGUCAAGCAGGAAGCGCUGGAGGAGGAACUGGAUGAAGAGGAACUCGGCUCGGACCAACCGCUGGAGUGUCUCUGGAUGGAUUGCAAUCUGAAAUUUCCCGACCAGGGAACCCUGGUGGCACACAUCGAGAAGAAGCAUGUUGAGGUUAAGAAGGGAGAGGAGUUCGCCUGCUACUGGCUGGAGUGUCCACGACGGUAUCGUCCUUUCAACGCACGGUACAAGCUGCUGAUUCACAUGCGUGUCCACUCCGGGGAGAAACCCAAUAAGUGUCCGUUCUCCGGAUGCGAAAAAGCUUUCUCCCGAUUGGAAAACCUUAAAAUCCAUCAACGAUCACACACUGGGGAGCGGCCCUACAAUUGCCAGUACUUUGGAUGUACCAAAGCCUUCAGCAAUAGUUCGGACAGGGCGAAGCACCAGCGCACCCACUACGAUACGAAACCAUAUGCCUGCCAACUGCCGGGCUGUACCAAGCGUUACACCGAUCCUUCCAGUCUCCGGAAGCAUGUAAAAAACCACGCCUGUCGUUCGGAGGGGCAAGGACGCAGAAAAUCCCACAAAGAAGCCAGCGCAGUCAGCAGCAGCAGCUUAUCUCUAUCCACAGGUCCGAUGGGAUGCUCUCUGCGAAGGUACUCGGAGUCCUCCGUCGGUACCCACUACGAACCACCCCAGACACCCUCGGGAGACACGACGGAUAAUAUGUUCGAGUUCGACGAAGUGUUCGAGGAUGCUCCGACGCAGUGCUGCGUCGAUCAGGAUGUCUUCCCCGUGACAGAAUCGUUGGUUCCAGCGGGCAGUAUGCAGUUCAACGACAUGUCAAACUGCUUCAUGCGUUUGAUGCUGCCACAGGAGGCCCCGAACCAGGAGACCGGAAAGCCAUGCCAGGAUGAGUACGUCUCGUACGAAUGCGUGAAAAACCUCCUCGUCGACGGAGGAAACUACAUGGAGGAAUACCCUAUGGAGGACAGUGCCAUGGAUCCCGGAGCAGAUGCGAGCGCGAAAGUGAUCCCCUCGUUCGAGUAUGACUUUUUCAACAGUGUCGUUUGAGAUGCCAUUCCGCUAUGUGUAAAACGUUGUUCAAUGUAAGAUAUUCCAGCUGCCAAAGAGAAUCCCGUACAUAGGGCCUAGAGAUUAAUUGCUUUAAUUUGAGUAUCUUCCUAAACUGCAAGUUUUCGAAUAUUAUCUAAUAUAGUUGUCUAAUCGCUCGUUCGCAGCACGAUCAAAUCCAAUCCAAAGGAAAUUGCCAAAGAAAAAUCACAAGCUUCCAUUUUGAGUGGAAUAAUCCUCCAGUAUAUGAGUUAGUUAAGCCGUAUUGAUGUAUACCAUUUUUAAUACUGUUAUGCGAGACGUCCCAGGCUUGUUUUUUCCUUAUUCAAAAUCGCAAAUUCGCUCUGUUUUAUAGAUUUAACCAAAAAAGUUCAAAAAAAGCAUUUGUGAUCACGUUUUGUUUUCCUCUCGAAAAUGAGAUCGAUUCUGUGCCAUUCGGAAGCCGCUGUAACACAUAUGUUCUUGAAUAGAUUUUGUAUAUAUUUUUGGAAAAAAACAGAGACCGUUACUGUCCCACAGUCAAUGGGUUGUAUUAUUAUCGUUUCGGCACCCAUUUUAUCGUUUUUGAGAAAUAUAAUGAAAGCUGUACAAAUUGA